Molecule: messenger RNA, 1441 nt
Organism: Helianthus annuus (common sunflower)
Lineage: Eukaryota; Viridiplantae; Streptophyta; Magnoliopsida; Asterales; Asteraceae
Exons: 3
Coding region: 164-1330 (388 amino acids)
Cellular component (GO): plasma membrane
Source: RefSeq, a predicted model, not a curated record
UAAAAAAUAUAUUAAAGUAGAGACCACCGAAACCAAGUUGCUGGAAUCUUGGUUAAAAAGCCUCACUCCCUUCCCCCACUCUGUGUGUUUCUAGUGAGUGAGAGAAACACGGUGUUUUAGAGAGAGAGAGAGAAUACAUUUUAAUUUUUGACACCACCAGAUAAUGUCUUCUUCAACUACACUCUUCUUAUUGUGCCUUAUCAUCAUCUCUCAGCUUCUUGCUAUUUUUGCUGCAGAAGACGGCUUAUUAAACAACGGUGACUUUGAGACUGCCCCAACAGGAGGGUUCGGCGAUGACGGAGCCACCGACAGCCCAGACGCGGUCCCAAGCUGGAAACUGAACGGCACGGUGGAGCUAGUGGCAUCAGGGCAAAAACAAGGCGGAAUGAUCCUCAUCGUACCCGAAGGCAGACACGCGGUGAGGCUAGGCAACGACGCUCAGAUCAGCCAAGAGGUGAAACUUGAAAAAGGCGAGAUCUACUCGAUCACAUUCAGUGCAUCUCGGACAUGUGCACAGCUGGAAUCAUUAAACGUGUCGGUUCCACCCGCGUCACAGACCAUUGAUCUACAAACAUUGUAUAGUGUACAAGGCUGGGAUACGUACGCGUGGGCGUUUCAAGCAGAGCAAGAAGACGCUAGUGUCGUUUUCACGAAUCCUGGCAUGGAAGAUGACCCCACAUGUGGGCCCAUCAUUGAUGACAUUGCUAUUAAAAAGCUUUUUGUGCCUACUAAACCAAAAGAUAAUGCAGUAUUGAAUGGUGAUUUUGAAGAAGGUCCAUGGAUGUUUAGAAAUGCUUCCCUAGGAGUCCUACUCCCAACCAACCUUGACGAAGAAACCUCGUCAUUACCGGGUUGGAUAGUCGAGUCAAACCGGGCAGUUCGUUACAUCGACUCCUACCACUUCUCGGUUCCUGGAGGAAAACGGGCCAUCGAGUUACUCUCGGGUAAAGAAGGAAUCAUCUCACAAAUGGUCACAACCACUCCAAACAAACCUUAUACAAUGUCGUUUUCGCUAGGCCAUGCGGGUGACUCGUGCAAGCAGCCACUUGCGGUCAUGGCCUUUGCCGGUGACCAAGCCGAAAACGUCCACUACACGCCCGAUUCCAAUUCGACUUUCCAAACUGCAAACGUGAACUUCACGGCUAAGGCCGAGAGGACACGGGUGGCGUUUUAUAGCGUGUAUUAUAACACUCGGAGUGAUGAUAUGAGCUCGUUAUGUGGGCCCGUGGUCGAUGACAUUCGGGUUGUUGUUUCGGGUGGUGUUAGAGGUUUGAGAUUGUCCGGUUUAAGGUUUGUGUUUAUGGUUUUGGUCAUGUUGUUUAUGGUUUAGUUGAAGUAGGUUUUAGUGGCAUGUAGUAACUUAUUAUGGUAAUUUCCACUUGGCAAGUUGUUGUGUUAUGAUGUUACGUAUUAACGGAAGUGAAUCCUUUUUGUUAUGAUA